Onychostruthus taczanowskii (white-rumped snowfinch) is the source of this 3738-nucleotide messenger RNA. Its product is annotated as protein phosphatase 1 regulatory subunit 37-like. The record is from RefSeq and is a predicted model, not a curated record. Gene Ontology annotation, molecular function: protein binding. NCBI's taxonomy places the organism in Eukaryota, Metazoa, Chordata, Aves, Passeriformes, Passeridae.
AGCUGCCUGCAGUACCUGGACGCCCGGAACACGCCGCUCCUGGACCACUCGGCGCCGUUCGUGGCGCGGGCGCUGCGCAUCAGCAGCAGCCUGGUGGUUCUGCACCUGGAGAACACCUCCCUGUCCGGGAGACCCCUCAUGCUGCUCGCCACGGCGCUGAAGAUGAACGUGACGCUGCGCGAGCUGUACCUGGCUGACAUGGGAUCCGGGAAUGGGCCCAUCCUAAGUCCGGCUUUCCCGUUUUUCCAGGCCUGUCCUAAAUCCCGAUUUCCCGUGAUUUCCCGGAUAUUCCCGCUUUUCCAGGCCUGUCCUAAGUCCGGCUUUCCCGUUUUUGCAGGCCUGGCCUACAUCUGCGAGGGGCUGCGGGAGCAGCGCCGGGGGCUGGUGACGCUGGUGCUGUGGAACAACCAGCUGAGCCACGCCGGCAUGGCCUACCUGGGAAUGACCCUGCCGCACACGCAGAGCCUGGAGACGCUGAACCUGGGCCACAACGCGGUGGGGAACGAGGGCGUGCGGAACCUGAAGAACGGAUUGAUCGGGAACCGCUCCGUGCUGCGCCUGGGCCUGGCCUGCACCAAGCUCACCUGCGAAGGGGCCGUGGCCGUGGCCGAGUUCGUGGCCGAGAGCCCGCGGCUGCUGCGCCUGGACCUGCGCGAGAACGACAUCAAGACCGGGGGGCUGAUGGCGCUGUCGCUGGCCCUGCGCGUCAACCACUCCCUGCUGCGCCUCGACCUCGACCGCGAGCCCAAGAAGGAGGCGGUCAAGAGCUUCCUGGAGACGCAGAAGGCGCUGCUGGCCGAGAUCCAGAACGGCUGCAAGCGGAAUUUCAUCCUGGCCAAGGAGAAGGAGGAGAAGGAGCAGCAGCUCCAGCACUCGGCCUCCAUGCCCGAGAUCUCCGGCAGCGAUCCCGAGCCCGGAAUUCCCGGAAUAAUUCCCGGAGGAAUUCCCGCCGGCGCUUCCCCCGCCCCGGAGGAGAACGGCGACGCCGCCCCGGCCGGCGAUUCCAGCUCGGACACGGAGGAGGAGGAGGAGGAGGAGGAUGGUAAGGACUCGAGGGAGGUUGUGGAAUCUGGGAAUUCCGGGAAUUCCGGGAAUGGCGAGCGCAGGAUUUCCAUCUCCAGCCCCGGCAGAGGCCGCAAGAUCUUCGUGGUGACGCGGGUGGAGAACAUUCCCGAGGGAUCCGAGGCUGUUCCCGAGGGAUCCGGGGUCGUUCCCGAGGGAUCCGGGGUCGUUCCCGAGGGAUCCGGGGUCAUUCCCAAGGAAUCUGGGACUGUUCCCGAGGGAUCCAGGAUCAUUCCCAAGGAACCUGGGACCGUUCCCGAGGGAUCCGGGGUCGUUCCCGAGGGAUCCGGGGUCAUUCCCAAGGAACCUGGGACCGUUCCCGAGGGAUCCGGGGUCAUUCCAAAGGAAUCUGGGACCGUUCCCGAGGGAUCCGGGGUCGUUCCCGAGGGCGGAAUAAUUCCCGGAGGAAUUCCCGCCGGCGCUUCCCCCGCCCCGGAGGAGAACGGCGACGCCGCCCCGGCCGGCGAUUCCAGCUCGGACACGGAGGAGGAGGAGGAGGAGGAGGAGGAUGGGAAGGACUCGAGGGAGGUUGUGGAAUCUGGGAAUUCCGGGAAUUCCGGGAAUGGCGAGCGCAGGAUUUCCAUCUCCAGCCCCGGCAGAGGCCGCAAGAUCUUCGUGGUGACGCGGGUGGAGAACGUUCCCGAGGGAUCCGGGGUCGUUCCCGAGGGAUCCGGGGUCAUUCCCAAGGAACCUGGGACCGUUCCUGAGGGAUCCGGGGUCAUUCCCAAGGAAUCUGGGACUGUUCCCGAGGGAUCCAGGAUCAUUCCCAAGGAACCUGCGACCGUUCCUGAGGGAUCCGGGGUCAUUCCCAAGGAACCUGCGACCGUUCCUGAGGGAUCCGGGGUCAUUCCCAAGGAAUCUGGGACCGUUCCCGAGGGAUCCGGGGUCGUUCCAGAGGAAUCUGGGACUGUUCCCAAGGGAUCUGGAGCCGUUCCUGAGGGAUCUGGAGACGCUCCUGAGGGAUCCGGUGCCAUUCCCGAUGGAUUUGAGACUUUUCCUGAAGGAUCCAGGAGCGUUCCCGACAGAUCUGGCGCUGUUCCCGAUGGAUCUGGGACAAUUUCCGAUGGACCUGGAGCCGUUCCUGAUGGAUCCGAGGUUGUUCCCGUCGGAUCCAGCUCCGUUCCCGAUGGAUCCGGGACAAUUCCCGAUGGAUCUGGAGCCGUUCCUGUCACGCCCAGCACCAUUCCCGAUGGAUCUGGAGCCGUUCCCGUCGGAUCCAGCGUUGUUCCCGACGGAUUUGGUGCCGUUCCCGGUGGAUCUGGGGUUGUUCCCGAUGGAUUGGGGGCCAUUUCCGAUGGAUCCAACGCUGUUCCUGCCGGAUCCGGGGCCGUUCCUGGUGGAUCUGGGGUUGUUCCUGAUGGAUCCGGGGCCGUUCCCGAUGGAUUUGGAGCCGUUCCCGACGGAUCCGGGGCCGUUCCCGAUGGAUUUGGAGCCGUUCCCGAUGGAUUUGGAGCCGUUCCUGACGGAUUUGGAGCCGUUCCCGACGGAUCCGGGGCUGUUCCCGACAGAUCCGGGGCCGUUCCCGAUCUGCGGCCGCGCCGGGCCGGCGCCUCCGAGGGAAUUCCCUGUGGGAGCCCCUCCCGGGAUUCUCCUCUUCCCAACGGGCUCAAGGCGGAUUUCGCCCGGGCGCUGCCGGAGCCGGGCCCGGAGGGCGACGGGAAAUCGGGAAUGUGCGCGGCCGAGCACGAGCUGAGCUGCUCCCGGAACGAGCAGGAGCUGCAGGAGCUGCUCCUGGAGGCCAGCCAGGACACGGCUCCGGAGCCGCUGUGACCGCAGGUCCUGGAGGGGGAGGCUCCGGAGCUUUCCCCCUCUCCCCAACUCCGCACAAGAUUCCAACCAAACCUCGGGAAUUUCGGGACUUUUCUUGGGAAAAGAAAAACGCGAAACACGCAAAAAAAAAAAAAACAACAAAAAAAAACAACGGAAUUUUUUUUUUUUUUUUCCCGAUUUCUCCUGACUUUUCCCGCCUCCGAGGGGGCAGGGAAGGAGCCGGGACCUUCCUGAUCUCCCGGGAAUUCCCGGGGUCAUUCCCGGCGGGAUCCGGCGACACUACAGGGAGCGGGAGUGGCUGGAGCGGCGGGAAUUUGGGAAUUCCGUCCCUAAAAAAAAUCCCGGGAUGGGCUGCUCCCGCGGCCCCCCCACGCUUUAUUUAUUUUUAAUUUCCCUUCCUUUCCGGUGGUUUUGGUUUCUUUGGGAAUUUUAUCCCGGUUUUUUUUCCCCCUUUUUUUCUGGUUUUUCCCCCUUUUUUCCCCGUCUCUAUUUAUCACCAGCCGCAGAAUUCCCGGGAAAACGGGGAAGGUGGAAAAGGGGAGGAGGGAGGGGCUGGAAUUCCUCGGCCAUCCCAAAUUUCCAGAGGUGUGGGGGAGGGGAAAUUCCAGCGGGGAUUUCCCAGCCCGGAAUUCCCGGAAUUCCCUGGGAAUUCCCGGGGGUCGCUUUUCUUUCUUAAGUGCAAUAAAAUCUUUCAGGGAGCUGCGGGGGGGAGGGGGAUUGGAAUUCCGGGGGGAUAUUCCCAAUAUUCCGACCGGGAAUUUUCGCUGGUGUUUCCUGGGUUUGGGGUUUGUUUUUUUUUUCUGUCUUUUCCCGGUUUUUUUGGGUUUUUUUCCCCCCCUCGUUUUUCCCCGUGGUGGAAUUUUUGUUAACGGCUGUUUUCUAAUUAAAGGAAUUCUGCAUUCGUCA